AUGCUGUCUGAGGGCGCAGACUUCUCGGGUCAAGGCCGUGUGUCUGUUGGUAGUCUGGUGCCUCUGAACAUGUUGUCUGGGCUCUCCCCUGAGAUGGCGUCGUCUCUGCGGCCUUCGAGAGUCUCGCCUGGCAGUGAACAGGACACGGAAAUGCGUGCCGAGGCGGAGAACGAGGAGGCAGUCGCCUGCGUCGCAGAAACCUGCACGGACAGCGAUGUCUGUGCGGAGCUAGACGGAGGUUCAGUGUCGUGUGAAACCCACGUGACUUCGACUCCGGUGGCCACCACGGGAGGCGAGGACGGCGAUAGUCAGGGGUCGUGCUCAGACACGGACGGCGCUGAGAGCGACGACUUCAGCACCUGCGUGGUGUCUGUACAGCCGAGCGCGGGUUUCACGGACGAGGCCGGUGUGUGCAGGAAGAGUGAGUCCGCGUUCUUCGGAGCCCGCAGCAGUUGUCACGUGCGCGUGGCGCACGACCCAAAUGAUCCAGAGAGCGUCUCAAACGGCGAUGACGAAGCCGUCCCCACUCCGCAGUGUCGUCUGUCCAUCGGAUUGACUCCGAAGGACCAAGCGAUGACCCCGCUCGAGUUCGAGGGCGAGGAUAGUGACCACGGUCUGCUGGUUCUCCACGAAGAGGACGGGCCGACCUGUUGCCAAGAUGCUACCGACGACGCCGAGGACGACACGCCCCGAGGCGGUCCGCUCUACCGCGGCGAGUCGGACUGUAUUGGCAGCUACUGCGGCUUCGAGCGGCACCGGGAAGAGGGCGAAGAGGCAGGGGAGACAGACAGGUCUUUGGGCGAAGCUGCAACGGGACUUUCGUGUUUGCCGGAGGAGAACGACGACCCGUCUGUGCCGGACACUCCGAGAGGUUGCCUGUGUCGAGUCAACGUCGACUUUGAAGGGGGCGUGGACAACUGCUGUGUGUGGAGCAAAAGCGAGUGCGGAGUGGAGCUGCAUACAGCGGACAAGACUAUGGGCAAACUGUUCACCUCCUUGGAGUACUUUCGCCACCAAGAACAGAGUUGUUCGCUGGAGUCGGAUCCGUAUGAAAGCGAAGACGAGACAGCGCAUGAGCACACAUACGCGUCACCCAGGUGCUUCCCCAGCAUGCCCCCGGAGGAGGCGUUUUCGCGGCAAGAAACGGUGUUCAUCUUCGACUGGGACGACACUCUUUUGCCGAGUUCCUGGAUCAGUCAGAAGGGGUUGACGCUUGAGAGCGCAGAAUCAGAAGUCAGCCUGUGGCGGAUGAAACUCGCGCAAACGGCCAUGUGGGCGGAGCAGACGCUCUUCACAGCGAGAACCUUGGGCCAAGUGAUCAUCGUGACCAAUGCGGAGAGCGGCUGGAUCGAUCUCUCAUGCAGCAAAUUCCUACCCGGCCUUCGAGAAAUGCUCAACUGCUUCCCCAUCGUCUCUGCUCGAAGCAUGUACGAAAGCGCCUGGUGCAACACUCCUUUCCUGUGGAAGGAGGCGGCUUUCAUGCACGAACUCCAACGUCACUUCCGGAUGGAGAGCAAACGCUGGAAUGUUAUCUCUGUGGGAGAUAGCACCCAUGAACGGGAAGCUCUGCUGGCUGUUUGCAGUCGCCUGCGCAAGAUGUACCACGUCACGACAAAAUCGCUGAAACUGCUUGAGUCACCAGCGGUGGAGGAACUCCACAGUCAACAUGAGCUCAUGUCCAAGUGUCUCGCUGCUGUCGCUCGACACAAAGGAAACUUGGAUCUGUGCGUAACGAAUGCCGCAGAGCCUGAGAUUGAUCCCGCAGCUGUAAAGCUUCCGCCGGCUCUCCAGGGACGUACUGUUGGUGUUCAUCGCAUUCGCCAUCAUCCGUUGUCCCAGGAACUGAUUGGUCGUGCUUAA
Molecule: messenger RNA, 1860 nt
Organism: Neospora caninum
Lineage: Eukaryota; Apicomplexa; Conoidasida; Eucoccidiorida; Sarcocystidae
Exons: 4
Coding region: 1-1860 (619 amino acids)
Source: RefSeq, a predicted model, not a curated record